Molecule: messenger RNA, 2157 nt
Organism: Colletotrichum karsti
Lineage: Eukaryota; Fungi; Ascomycota; Sordariomycetes; Glomerellales; Glomerellaceae
Exons: 3
Coding region: 1-2157 (718 amino acids)
Biological process (GO): chromosome segregation; protein phosphorylation
Cellular component (GO): cytoplasm; centrosome; nucleus
Molecular function (GO): protein kinase activity; ATP binding
Source: RefSeq, a predicted model, not a curated record
AUGUCUUUAGAGGCGGAUAAGUACGAGGUGCUGGAGAAAAUCGGCCAUGGCUCUUUUGGAGUCAUCCGAAAGGUCCGCAGGAAGCAAGAUGGCCUCGUCAUGUGCCGGAAAGAGAUCAGCUACCUGAAGAUGUCGCAAAAGGAGCGCGAGCAGCUCCACGCCGAAUUCCAGAUCCUCUCGACCCUCCGCCACCAAAACAUCGUCGGCUACUACCAUCGCGAGCACCUCAAAUCGACCCAAGACCUCCACCUCUACAUGGAGUACUGCGGCAAUGGCGACCUCGGUCGCGUCAUCAGGGAUUUGGCCGUCAAGGGACAGCGCGCGCAAGAGUCAUUCGUCUGGAGCAUCUUUUCGCAGCUGGUUACUGCGCUCUACAGGUGCCACUAUGGCAUCGACCCUCCCGAGGUCGGCAGCAAUGUUCUGGGCCUCUUCAGCACGGCGCUGAAGCCCAAGACGCCACCCGGCACCAUGACGAUUCUGCAUCGCGACUUGAAGCCCGAGAAUGUCUUCCUCGGAGAGGACAACUCGGUCAAGCUGGGCGACUUUGGCCUGUCCAAGAUGAUCCAGUCCCACGACUUCGCCUCCACCUACGUCGGCACGCCCUUCUACAUGUCGCCCGAGAUUUGCGCCGCCGAGAAGUACACCCUCAAGUCCGACAUCUGGUCGCUGGGAUGUAUCAUCUACGAGCUUUGUGCGAGAGAGCCCCCGUUCAACGCCAAGUCGCACUUCCAGUUAGUGCAGAAGAUCAAGGAGGGCAAGGUGUCGCCUCUGCCCAGCUGCUAUUCGAGCGAGCUCAUGGGCUGCAUCAAGGACUGCCUGAGAGUCAACCCCGACCACCGCCCCGACACCGCACAGCUUCUCAACCUCCCCGUCGUCCGUUUGAUGAGAAAGGAGAGAGAAGUCGUCGAGCUCAACAAGGCGAUCAAGACCAAGGAGGACUCGUUCGCCCGCCGCGAGAAGGAGAUGGAGGAAAAGAUUGCUGCUUUUGAGGCGGACAAGGCCUCCGUCAAGCAAGAAGUCGACGCGUCCCUGCGCAGAGAAUGGGAGGUCAAGGCGCGUCUGGAGAUUGACCGACAGAUUAACCAAGAGAUCGAGGCUCUGCGCAAGAGAUUCGAAAGCGAGGUGCAGGCUCGCGUCGAGGCAGAACUGCAGAAGAAGGCCGCGGAGACGGCACAGGCCCAGGACCUCGAGAGCUCGCAAACAAAGUCCGACUACCCGAGAUCGUCUGUCGGCAAUGCCAGCGGCGACGAGGAGUUUUCUUCCUCGACAGACAUUACCGACAUCUCGACGGAGAGCCCUGUGGCGAGCAACGAGUUGAAGAAGGUUACUCGCACCCCCUUCGGUCGCGCGCAGACCAUGUUCGUUGGUGGGAUGGGAACCCCCAUGGACAUCGAGAUGGGAUCCCCCUCUCCGAUGGCCAUCGCCUCUCUGUCGCUUUCCCCCCGACGAACUGCGGCCACCAAGGUGCCGAACGCUAACACCGGCAACCUCUUCUCAUCGAACGCUACGUCUGGCGACCCCAUGUGGGAUCUGCCUCGCGAUAUCCUUAACAUCGAUUCCGAUGACGAGGACAUUGUUCCCUCCCCGACCCGCAACAUCAAGUCGCGACAGAACCCCUUCACCUCCAAGAACCGCCCGGUUCUUACUUCUCAGAAGUCUGUUCCCAUCACCCGCGUCAAGCCCCAGACUUCUUCGAGCGCCUUGAACCAGAACAAGACGCUGCCCGCGCUGCCGAACAUGGCCUCGAACCCCGACCUCGGCCGUGGUCUGCGCGAGCGCUGCCCGUCUCCCAACCGCCGUCUGAGUAAGAUUCCGUCGGCGGCGAACCUGUCGUCGGUGGCCAACGGCAGCGAGUCCCCCAGUGGCCUUUCCCGCAAGAACUCGACCAAGAAGGAUCAGGAGCCCCUUGGCAAGGUUGCGGCGAAGAACAACAUCAAGGGCAGGACGCUGGUCGAGCUCCAGCAGGCGCGCGCCGGCGGCCGCCCCCUCUCUGCUGUCCUGUCCGGCGGCGAGAACAUCAGCCCUAAGAGGGCCUUCAAGGAUCGCAUCGCGGACCGUCGAUCCAGCGGCGGCGAGCCGGCCGCGGUGUGGGAUCCCGAGCGGGACGAGAUGCCCAGUCCGUUCCUGGUGCGACGCAAGCCCAUGGCCAGAGUCUAA